Messenger RNA from Lytechinus pictus (painted urchin), 747 nucleotides. RefSeq lists its product as uncharacterized. Gene Ontology annotation, molecular function: calcium ion binding. The record is from RefSeq and is a predicted model, not a curated record. Bases 109 to 648 code for a protein of 179 amino acids. The transcript is spliced from 5 exons. NCBI's taxonomy places the organism in Eukaryota, Metazoa, Echinodermata, Echinoidea, Temnopleuroida, Toxopneustidae.
UACAGUACCAAUCAUCUCCAGCACAACAAUAUCAGAGUUUGUUUGGGAAAGCUGCGUACUGUAUCCUCUAAUUUUUUUCAUUCGGAAACAAACUCAGUCUGGUACAAAAUGGCUUGCCCGACAUCCCUAUUAGUGGUGACAUUACUCAUCCUCGGUAUGGUUGCGUCUAAUCCCGCUGCCGUUGUCGUGCCGAUAGAAGCAUCCGGGUUUACACGUAUUAUGGCUACUGGACCAAAAUCACCUUAUGAGCUUCCUCUUCGAUCUAGCAUUAUUCCUCCUUUCAUACUUACUGCUACCGAUAUUGAUCGUAUCGAUGGUGAUCAAGAUGGACGAGUGACCGAUGAAGAAUGGAGACGAGUCUUUAUCAUACUUCUUGCUCUCUACGAUUCAGAUGGAGACGGGACAUUGUCCAUUUCAGAGUUCCAGGCUCACAACUUGACUCCACCUGACCCUACUACUCGCCUGAUCCCACCCCCAUCCAAGCAAAAGAAUGCAUUAAUAGACUUCAAAGGUCAGCUUGGACGCGAACACGAUCAUCUAAACAGAAAGAAGGAACAGAUGAAUCGACAACGAGAUCGAAACAAUCCCCGACAUCAUCAUCGUGAUCGACAAGAGCAAAGGAUGCAACCAUGGAAUGGAAGGCCAUAAAAAGGCACCACUCAAUAUCCUACAGCAUAUACAGAAUUAUAUCACGAAAAAACGUACAAUUUACCUGAAUUAUUAUUAUUAUUAUUAUUAUUAUUUUUU